GAAGGAUAUAAUAUUAAUUAUUAUAGUUUUGGCUUUUGCCAUCUGGACGUUACAGCUACUACAUAGCAGGCAAUCUCUACAUACAGGCAGUUGUUUCUUCACAGGAAAGGGGAGAUCUUCAUGAUGUUGUCCACUCAAUUAUUCCUGGCUGGCCUUAUGGCGUGUGGAAGCACAAGCCUACCCGUUGAGAAGCCUACAGUGGUCUCGGAGGAUGGGAAGUACAGCGGGGAAGUGCUUGUGGGUCAGACUAUCGUUCUCACCUGCAAAACUGCCUACACCUCGGGUGUCAGCUACAAAUGGUAUCUAGACGAUGCUGCUAUAUCAGACACGACAGCUACAGUGAGCGUCAGUGGGACAUCCAACCUCAACAAAAACUACAAGUGCACUAUAACCGUUGGAGGUGAUGAAUCAGCAAAAUCCGAUGCCUUCAACGUCGUUGCCUACGAGACAUCUGGAACCGUUUCCAAAAAGCCGAUUAUAACCGGAAAGCGAACCGCGGUGACGGCUGCCAGUAAGGAAGUGACGUUGCUAUGUGGCAACUUGCCCAAAGAUACCUCGGAAACUAUCGCAUUCCUUGCCGGAACUGCUGCAGCAGACGUUGUGUCUGUGUCUGUGGUUGGUCCCAUGAAGCCAGUCGCCGGCCAAUCAGUGACGUUCACGUGUCAGGUCGAGAAAGGCGGCAGUGCCGCCAACCCCACGUACGUGUGGAAAGACGAUGGGGCAGCGAUCAACGGGCAGACCAGCUCUACCUACACCAUCGCCACGCCGUCGGCAAGUACCGCCGGCCACAACGGAGUCCUGACAUGUGAGGCGACUAUAGGGAGUGAGGCAGCCACGGCUUCCGCUGGUCUCACAGUGGCAGUCACAGCGACCCCCGACGCCCCGAGUUUGAGUUCUUCUGCGGCAUCAGACAUCAUCAGAAGCGGUGGCAGCUACACUCUCACCUGUGCCUCCACAUCCCACGUGACUGCAGCUGUGUAUGAGUGGAAGUUCACGGUUACAGGGGGAUCAGAGGUCACGCUGGCUGGAUCUUCCAUGACCUAUACCAUCUCAAACGCCAUGACAAGCAAUGCUGGAGCUUACAAGUGUAAGGUCACCGUCGGUUCUCAAGCCUCCAGCCACAGCCCCGCCUUAACCAUAACCUAUUCUGCCACAAAGGGCCUGCCUUGUACAGCUAUAGCCACCUGUAGUUCUCAGGACAUGACGGCCUACACAGGCAACUGCAUCGCUGGCUACUGUGAGUGUGCUUCUACAGGCACGCUCAACGCGGACGGAUGCACAUCAUCCAGCACCAAGAUGGCUGUCUCUUUCCUCCUUCUUCUCCUCGGCCUUCUGGGAAUACGCCUGAUGUAAUUUCCGGUGGACAAUCUUUACAACAGUUGGAUUAAGAAAAUUAAAGAAAUUUGAAAAUCCGUCAAGAGAAAAGGGACCACAGCGACCCAAAACCGAGCAACUGUGUGUCCGCUUUGUCCAGUGGAGUACGGGAGGGGAAAAAACCCGACACUCCUAAAGAUCACAAACCUUCUUUUAUUCUCAAUGUUGGGACGUUUAUUCUCAAAAGAAUAUUUUGUUUGAUAAGAUAUUAUGCCUUGAUCAUUCUACAUAAUUUAUGAAA
This is a messenger RNA of Aplysia californica (California sea hare), 1615 nucleotides long. RefSeq names its product pneumococcal serine-rich repeat protein. The record is from RefSeq and is a predicted model, not a curated record. NCBI's taxonomy places the organism in Eukaryota, Metazoa, Mollusca, Gastropoda, Aplysiida, Aplysiidae.